Messenger RNA from Pyrus x bretschneideri (Chinese white pear), 1256 nucleotides. Its product is annotated as ubiquitin-conjugating enzyme E2 22. NCBI's taxonomy places the organism in Eukaryota, Viridiplantae, Streptophyta, Magnoliopsida, Rosales, Rosaceae. The record is from RefSeq and is a predicted model, not a curated record. Bases 301 to 1119 code for a protein of 272 amino acids. The transcript has 7 exons.
AUUUCAAGGACAAAUCGCUCUCUCUCUCUCUCGAGCACGCACAGUCUCUAUCUCUCUGCUCUUUGCAUCGCGGCCCUUAGAGCCCUCAACCAUCGCCUUGAAGGACAGCAAUCGACCUAGUUUUUUUUGGCGAUUUCUCAUCUGGGUCCGUUUGUUAUUGCAGGUAUAUCCGCUUACAACUUGCCAUAUUCUAGCACUCUAAUCAGUGCAGCUGGGAAUUUUGUGGCACAUAAAUAAGCUGAGUUGCUGGUUCCCUUUUGGUAGCCAACAUUUCUUGAGGACUUCAUUCCUUUUUUUCUUAUGGCUACGAAUGAAAAUCUCCCACCAAAUGUAAUUAAGCAACUUGCGAAGGAAUUGAAGAGUCUUGAUGAAUCCCCUCCUGAAGGCAUAAAAGUUGGUGUUAACGAUGAUGAUUUUUCAAUCAUAUAUGCUGAUAUUGAAGGGCCAGCUGGUACUCCUUACGAGAAUGGUGUUUUCCGCAUGAAGUUGGUAUUGUCUCGGGACUUUCCACACUCUCCUCCGAAAGGCUACUUCCUGACUAAGAUUUUCCAUCCAAACAUUGCGACUAACGGUGAGAUUUGUGUCAACACCUUGAAAAAAGAUUGGAAUCCAAGUCUUGGAUUGCGACAUGUUCUGAUUGUAGUCAGAUGUCUAUUGAUUGAACCAUUUCCAGAAUCAGCGUUGAAUGAACAGGCAGGCAAGAUGCUGCUUGAAAAUUAUGAGGAGUAUGCAAGACUUGCAAGGCUUUAUACUGGAAUCCAUGCAAAGCCGAAACCCAAGUUUAAAACGGGAGCUAUUUCAGAGUCGACAACUGCACUGAAUGUUGAACAAACUAACACUUCGACACUGAAUGCUGAUCAAAAGAACACAGCACCUGGUGCUGCCUUGCCAGUGAUUUCUGCAUCCCCAUCCCCACUGGUGCCUAUUACGGUCACCACUAGAGGAAACGGGCAGGAUCAGCCAGCCGUUGUAGCUCCAAUGGAGACUGGAGUAAGUGGGUCUGCUGCCGCUGCAUCAGCUGUAGCAACUACUACAGUGAGGAAAGAUGGCGGAUUGACAAAAGCACAGGCGGACAAGAAGAAAAUAGAUGCGAGAAAGAAGAGUUUGAAGAGAUUAUGAAGUUAAGAGGGAUAAAUGAUCGAUUGAAACUUGUGUUAUGCAGUUUGUGACUUAUUUGUCCUUGUUGUAGCUCCAAAGAGCCGAAACGUGUGUAAGAAAUACAUGAAUUUGGGAAAAGUGAUGGAUUAAAUUUACCA